AUGAAUUUCCUCCAAGAUGUUCGCAAGCGACUACCCACAGCGCAAAAGCUGCCUUCAUACGAUGACCUGUCCAAGAGUGCUGAGAAGAUGACGCCGCGGUUAGCCUUCUUCCGCCGACGCAUACGCCUGAGAGAGAACUCGCGCAUCUCAAUACCUCUGGGCCUGGCCGGCAGGAUACUCAUGCCCGCUGGCGCACCCCCAUCCAUCAGGUACGCUAUUCUCAUUGCUCUGACCUCUUCCACUUGCCCUGACACGAUUCGUUACAGAAAAAUCAGCGAAAAGCACGACAAGGUCUUCGUCACCGGCUGUCAAGAUCCCGCCCUCGAGACAAACCAACCGCGCGCCAACGCCGCUUUCGUCGUCCUCGCCCGUAACAAGGAACUCGAAGGUGUUCUGCAGUCGCUCAAGUCGGUCGAGAGACACUUCAACAGAUGGUUCCACUACCCCUACGUCUUCCUGAACGACGGCGACUUCAACUCGACCUUCAAGGAUGAGGUGCGUAAGCACGUCAGCUCCAACGUUGAGUUCGGCAAGAUCGAUUCCAGCAUGUGGGGCUUCCCCGACUGGGUGGACCACAACGUGGCCAAGGAGGGCAUUAGAAAACAGGGUGAUGCUGCAAUCAUGUACGGUGGUAUGGAGAGUUACCACCACAUUUUCUUCUACAAGCACGAGCUCCUCCAGAAGUACGACUGGUACUGGCGUGUUGAGCCCGAGAUCAAGUACUUCUGCGAUAUUACCUACGAUCCUUUCGUCCACAUGGAGCGCAAUAACAAGACCUAUGGAUUCACGAUUGCAGUCAAAGAGCUCAAGGAGACGGUACCCAACAUCUUCAGAUACGCCUCGGCCUACAAGCGAGUCAACAACAUCACCUCGACUGGCCUCUGGGAGAUGUUCCUCGAGCCCAAGCCGGAGAAGCCAGCAGACGAGCUGCCCAAGGACGACCCCAAGUACAAGAAGCCUCUCCCCGAAGACAUCCUUCGCACAGAACCUGGCGCAGGCACCAUUCCUGAUGUAGAUCCCGAAUCCAUGGAGGGUGAAACCUACAACAUGUGCCAUUUCUGGAGUAACUUUGAGAUUGCCAGACUCGACUGGUUCAGAAGCAAGGAGUACGAGGACUUUUUCCAGAUGAUGGACCGCAGUGGAGGCUUCUGGAUGGAGAGAAUCCACUACUUCCGCGAUAUUGGCUACCGACACACAACCAUCGCACAUUGUCCAGCAAACGCAAAGGCCCGCCAGGAGCCUCGCCCGCCUUAUCUUGAGACAACAACCACGGACGAGAAGAAAAGAAUCGAGGAAGAUGCAUACUGGGAGGAGUGGGACGAAGAGAAGGAAAAUGGUGUCGGCUGCAGAUGCAGAUGUGAUCCCGAAGUGCCAGAAGUCGAGCUCAAAGAAGGCAGUUGUCUACCGAACUGGGUGGACGUGGCCGGAGGUUGGAUCACCCCAGGACCACCAGCAUGA
Aureobasidium uvarum is the source of this 1458-nucleotide messenger RNA. The record is from the annotation of a GenBank genome assembly. NCBI's taxonomy places the organism in Eukaryota, Fungi, Ascomycota, Dothideomycetes, Dothideales, Saccotheciaceae.